AUGGCUUCCUCAAGCAACCCUACGUCAUCUAACGCAUCUAGGGAUGUUCAUGCCGAGGACGAGUCUCCCCCGCGGCGUUUCACUAGUGAUGGGGUGGAGAAGAAACCGCAAAAGCCUAAACACCAUAUUUAUAGGCAUUUUUGGACAUUCGAGGAUCCGACGAAAAAAGGAUUGCAAUGCGAGUGCCUUUGGUGCGAGAAAUCGUUCGCCUUCAGUGGUAGUCGGUGCACUCAGCAUCUCGCCGAAUGGAACGACGCGAACGUGCGGCGCAAUGGCGGUGUUGUUUGCGCGAAGGUUCCUAAGAGCAUUUCAGACGCCAUUCGCGGCGGGAAGGAGACAAAGAUUACGGCGCGCAAGGAUAAGGAGAGGGCUUUCGAGGCGGCGCUUACUGCGGUGAGCGGCCAUGGCGGAGCGGAACCGAAGGCGAAGAAGGGGCGGAUGGAGGAUUGGUAUGGCGAGGGGGGGAAGGCGGCGAAGCGUGCUGCCGACGAUUCGAUUUGCCUCUUCAUCACGGCGACGCGCUUGGGGGAGACUAUAUGCCAGCACCCCCUCUUCCUCAACAUGCUGCGCGCUGUGAACGCCGCCGGACCCGGCUAUGUCCCCCCCAAGCGUGGUUACGUUGGAGGCGUCGGGCUGCUGGCGUGCAAGCAGCAGAUUGAGAAGGGAUUGACGCCCAUUACGAAGACGUGGAAGGAGACUGGCAUGACGAUCGCAAGCGAUAUGAUGAGGGACAAGAGCGGGCGUGCGCAGAUGAACAUCCUCUGCAUCAACGCCAGUGGAGCGGUUUUCCAGGAGGCGGUCGACUGCAAGGCGGAGACCAAAAGCGGGGCGUUUAUCGUGAGCGUCCUGCAGCCGGUCAUCGAGAAGGUUGGACCGGAGCACGUCGUCACGAUUUGCACAGACGGCGGCAGCAACUACGUGUCCGCCGCCAAGCUGCUGCAGAAGAAGUACCCGCACAGUGAGUACGUCCCCUGCGCCACUCAUCCACAAGUGGACGCGUGCCUUCCCGAGCUGCACGGGGAGGAGAAGUCGCUUCAGCCGCUGCGACCGGCGGGCACGCGCUUUGGGACGCAGUACAUAGCGGUGUCUCGUCUGCGUGAGAUUCGCCCUCAGCUGACGGCGAUGGUGACGCACAAGGAUUGGGAGGAGAAGGGGAGGAAGCAGCUGACUGGGAAAGACUUUGAGGCUUCGGUGUUGGAUGUGGAGUGGUGGGCAAAGGUGGAUACCUUCGUGAAGGUAAUGGCGCUGCCGUACAAGGUGAUGAGGAAGACGGAUGGGCCGGCGAAGGGGAUGAUGGGGGCAAUGUACGACAUGAUGCUGCAGCUGACGGAGGACUUGUCGACGCUGUUGGAGAGUGCGGAUUGUCCGCUCAGCGAUGCGGAUAAGGAGGGGUUGCUGGAGCACUUGAGGCGGCGUUGGGACGAGAGUUUGGCCUGUCCUCUUCACGUGGUAGGCCGGAUUCUGAACCCGGUCAACCAGGAGGAGGGGAUCUAUCUCAAGGACAUUGAGUGCACCAGGGUGAUGAAGGCCUGGCUGUCGCGCUCGAGGGCCUUCGUCGACAAGUACUGGAAGAAGGAUGGCGAGAGGACUGGAACGAUGAUGGCGCUGCAGGAGGGGAUGCUGGCGUACAUUGAGUGCAGGGGGUGCUUUGGGACGGAGGAGGCGAUAGAGGGGCGUGCGCAGCUGAAGGCAGGGAAGGGGGACAUGGCGACGUGGUGGAAGAUGAAUGGCUGGGAGUAUGCCGAUCUGACAGGCCUUGCAAUCCGUGCGGUGUCACAGGUCGUUUCCGCUUCUCCGUGCAAGCGGGGAUGGGCUACGUGGGAUGGGGUGCACACGGCGCGCAGGAACAGGUUGGGGUCGGAGAAGGUGCGCGACCUGGUGUUCGUGGCGCACAACUGGAAGGCUGUGCUCGGCCACCACGAGGGUGCAGUUGUUGCAGGGCCAAGUGGGGAAGUGAGGAAGGCGGGGGUAGUGGAGGGGAACAUUCCCACCCCUCCCCUCCCCGAGGGGUACAUGUUGGAGGAGGAUGGGGAGAGGGAGGUGGACGAGGACGACAUGAUGGUCGAUGAGUACAAGGACCAGGAUGAGAAGGAGAUAGCGAGGAGGACGGGGAUGAGUGACUGGUUGCCUGCAUGCAGUGCUGUGGUGGUAGUUUAA
Molecule: messenger RNA, 2157 nt
Organism: Closterium sp. NIES-65
Lineage: Eukaryota; Viridiplantae; Streptophyta; Zygnematophyceae; Desmidiales; Closteriaceae
Source: the annotation of a GenBank genome assembly